UCGGUUCCUGUUCUGUUGCAGAUGUCAUUCAUUUAGCUGUGGAAGGUUUUAUCAGCCCUUGUGGAGGCUUUCCCCUGCACACAGCACUCAAGGCUGGAGCUGUAGUGGAGGAAAAUGGAGCCUGUAGAUCUUCUGGCACUUGCCUCCCUAGAAAUGAACAGUACCACGGUCACCCUGGCUUUGCUGGCAAUCUUUCUGGUCCUGCUGUAUUGGUACUCCACAUCUGCAUUCUCCAAACUAAGCAGAGUAGGGAUCCGACAUCCUCCACCUCUUCCUUUCAUUGGAAACCUGCUCUUUUUCCGUGAGGGUUUUUGGGAAAACCACACAAAACUCAUAAAAGAGUAUGGACCUGUUUGUGGGUAUUAUAUUGGUCGCCAGGUGUUUGUGGUGGUCUCCUCACCAGACAUGAUCAAGCAAAUCUUAGUGGCAGAUUUUAGUAACUUCACCAACAGAACUAAACCAAACUUGAUAUCCAAGCCAAUGCUUGAUAGCAUCCUUUGUCUUCGUGAUGACAGAUGGAAGUAUGUGCGGAGCCUCUUGACCCCAGCCUUCAGCGAUACCAAACUGAAAGAGAUGACACCACUGAUAAACCAGGCCUGUGACAUCCUGCUGUGUAACUUGAAAGUCUAUGCAGAUUCCGGCAAAGCUUUUGAUAUCCAGAGGUGUUACAACUGCUUUACCUUGGAUGUCGUCGGUAGUGUAGCUUUUGGUACUGAAGUGGAUUCUCAGAAGAAUCCUGAUGACCCCUUUGUUAAGAAUUGCAGAACAUUCUUUGAAAUGUCUUUGUUUAAGCCUCUUCUCAUUCUAAUCCUUUCUUUCCCAUUCAUAAUGAUCCCAUUGCUACGCAUUUUCCCCAACAAGAAACAAAAGGAACUGAAUGGAUUUUUUAUCCAAACCAUAAAAAAUGCAAUUGUCUACAGACGUCAGCAAGAUGCAGCUCAGAGGCGCAGAGAUUUUCUCCAGUGGAUGCUUGACGCCUGUGACUCAGCCGACUCCCUGGCAGCCGGGUGCUCGGAUGUGCUCAGCCCAUCUGCUGCUCCUAGACAGAACGAGGCGCCUCUGGUUGGCACGGCCCCAUCUGGAAAGGCUCAGAAGACGCUAACAGAGGAUGAGAUAGCAGGCCAAGCUUUCCUGUUCUUGAUCGCUGGCUAUGAGACCACCACAAGCACCCUGUCCUUUGCCACCUACUUGCUGGCCACCAACCCAGAGUGCCAGGAGAAGGUGCUCCAGGAGGUGGAUGAGUUCUCUGCAAAACACAUGGUCCCUGAUUACCAAAAUGUACAAGAACUCCCUUAUCUGGACAUGGUGAUUGCAGAGACGUUGCGCAUGUACCCACCUGCAUUCAGAUUCACUAGGGAAGCAACUAAAGACUGCGAAGUGCUGGGGCAGCAUAUUCCAGCUGGAGCUGUCAUUGAAACUGCAGUUGGACACCUUCACCAUAACCCUGAGUUCUGGCCAGAACCUGAGAAGUUCAUUCCUGAGAGGUUUACAGAGGAGGCCAAGAAGGAACAACAUCCCUUUGCAUACCUGCCCUUUGGGGCAGGACCCCGUGGCUGCCUUGGCAUGAAAAUGGGUUUGUUGGAGACAAAAAUUACUCUGCUGAGGAUUUUGCAGAAGUUUCGAUUCAAGACCUGCCCAGAGACUGAGAUUCCUUUGCAGCUCAAAUCAAAAGCCACACUUGGACCAAAAAAUGGAGUCUACAUCAUGCUGGAAUCUCGCUAAAAGGGAAUGUACAUCCUGAAGCUUUCUGGAAUGAGACCCUUUGUUAGUGAGUCACUGGUAAAAUUAUUUUUCAAAACUCCAAGGACAGGUAGGAGCCUAAGUCCCACUGAUGGUCAGUAGGUGCUUCCUCACUGCCUUCCUGUGGGGCAGCCUCCAGUCACUUUUUAAAAUGGGCUCCACAGUCUUUUUUGGACGUUUUCAAAUUGCUGUGAAUAGUAUCUAUAAAGAAGCAUCCCACUUUCAUUUGCUUUUCUUCAUCGCACUUCUUUUCACUUAUCUGUGAGAAUGCUUUCCUCAUGCUCAAUUUCCACAAUUUACAGUAGAUUUUAAUUUCAAUUCAUUGUGUGACACAUCCUUCCCAUGCACUUGUUAGUCCCUAGAGAAAACCCCAAAGGCACCACAGUUACAGCAGAAGGUCUGGGAUGCAGUGCAUUGGAUUUUUCAUGAACUCCACUAACAAUCAAAGCUGAGGCCCCUGUACAAUGUUUAAUCUCUACCUGUGUCUGUAAAGCCAGAGAAGUUGCACCUCCUCCAUGCUUUGAAGUGAUUUUAAAUACACUUGGAUUAACAAUUUGCACUUGGCACAUUCCAUUGACAUGACAGAAGAAGAAUGAACCGGUAAAGUUCCAGCAGCUAAGACCAAAGAAAUGAGGUGACAGCCAUUUUUCUGGCUGCUGAACUGCUGUUGGAAAGGCAGAGACAAAGAAGAUAUUAAUUUAAAGCAAGCAGGAGGACUGGAGGAAAUUUAAAGGUAAUCAGAAGGUGUUGGUACCACAU
Molecule: messenger RNA, 2499 nt
Organism: Vidua macroura (Pin-tailed whydah)
Lineage: Eukaryota; Metazoa; Chordata; Aves; Passeriformes; Viduidae
Gene: TBXAS1
Product: thromboxane A synthase 1
Exons: 13
Coding region: 115-1722 (535 amino acids)
Molecular function (GO): iron ion binding; thromboxane-A synthase activity; steroid hydroxylase activity
Source: RefSeq, a predicted model, not a curated record